GUCAAGGGGAGACAACUUUGAAAUACAAAAUAAGGUCGACGAAAAUUGAAAGUAACAAGAAUUUUUAUGGGAAAUGAAGAUGAUAUUCAAUGACAGCAUCUUCUGAUUAUGAAAAUUCUUAAUUUUAAUAAUGGUGACACAAUUAGUUAUCACUUGCCUUUAUUCAUUGGUGAUUUAGAAUUGUGUUGUCAAGGAGAUGUAACCGUGUGGAACUCUUCUUGUAAGAAAACAAAUAAAAUAGAAUGGCCAAUUGUUGAUGGUAGAUUUAAAGCUUUGGUAAAGCUUGUUUGUGGAAAGAACUUAAUAUGCAUAGAAUGGGGAAGCGAACUUUUGACUUUGACCUUGUUUUUCCAUCCUCCAUUAUUCAGACAUUAUGUACGUCCAGUUUACAUCAUUUGUUCCAAUGACGAUGGUUAUUUUCAAGGGCCAGAUGAUGAAGAUUGUUCACCACAAUGUGCCCAAGAAAAGAUAACUCUUGCAGCCAUGUUGAUUCAGUCAUUUACUGCUGAAAAAAUGUCAGAACAUGGAUUCCAAAGAUCUACAUUCCAGGUUGAGCAUGGCCAAGACAAUGAACCGGGUUGUAAAAUAUUCCAAAGUAAACUAACUCGCAAUGAAGCUCAUAGUAUGACUGGUGAUGAACUGUGGUCGUACUUUGCUCGGGAACUUAUUGAGUUUGAUUCAGCGUCAAAAGACUAUUGUAAAUGGUUCUGUUUUAUGUCAUUCACAAGAUAUUUCCCUCCAGAAAACUAUGUGCCAAAAACUCACGGAGAAAUAUUGAAAUCUACAAAAGGCCAUACUGCUUUAGGUGGCGGAGGGCUAGCUUUAUUUGGGACAGGAAGUCUUCACACAUGGGCCAGAAGUGUGGAUGAAAUUAGUCAAAGGUUUACAGAUAACAGAAAGAUAGACAGAAGAAAAUUUAUGGAUGAUAGUGCCUAUAGAGAAACUUACUGGGGUAACUAUGCCACAGGACUUGGUGCUUCACUACAUGAAUUGGGCCACACUUUUGACCUGGCCCACACUCCUACAGGUAUCAUGGCUAGAGGGUUUGAUGACAUCCAUAGAGUGUUUACAGUUCAGAGGUCAAAGGUCAGCAGGGAAAGUUCAGAAAGAAGCAGAGAACCUAGCAGCAGCAGAGAAAGUCUUCCAAAAACAACCACUAACGAAGAAAAUGGCAAAUCUAUAUGUGGCUAUCAUCCUGAACAUCAAAAAUCAAAACACAUAAGCUCAGGAAGCUCCAGUGAAGAUAGUUUAAUGAUUACCUCCCUUGAAGAUAAGGGGAGGCAAUCCAGUGUCAGUCCAUCUAAUGCACCUUGCAAACUUUAUUUUAAUAGUCCAAUAAGAAAGCCUUCCUCCAUCGGCAGCAAUAGUGUAUCACCUCAACCUUUAGUUGUCAAACUAGAAACAGGGUUCAAGUCCAAAAAAUCACCUUCAUCAAUGACCAUUAGCAUUAAGAAUUAUGAUGGAACAGAGAAACAUCAGAUGUUACGUCAUGAAGACGGAUUUGAAGUUGUGACGGAACUACUUCUUAGCCAGGAAGGGAAGCUACUAAACAAAACUUGUAGACGAGAAAGAAACAGUUCCUGCUCCUCCACCAGUUCUACCUCAGCGCCUCAGUCACCUGUUCGUAUGCCUUCACGUUCUACUUCACAGUCGCCAAUGACUACAGUGCCAGCCAUGUUACCUAACUCUCCAGAGGAACCAAUCAGAAUUCCAGAUAUUAUGUACCAAGAUGGUGGAGCCCAUUGGUAUAGGUCAUCAGCUGUACUUUUACAUUACCAUAAAUGGUUUAAUCAGACCAGCCAAUGCAAUCAGAAAUAUUUACCGUCUGUCUCAGGGAGUAAAAUUAAAGCACCAUGUGGUCUUCGUCUAGUGGAGCUGAGAAAAGAUCCAGAAGGGGUGGUGUUCCAUCAUUGGGAGUUCAUACAUGAUCCACCUCCCAUGACUUUCACUUUGAAACUGUCCCGUAUUGAUAACAUGCCAUCCAGUGCCAUUACUAUUGUUGUAUUGAUUGAGGACAGCAGGGGAAAUAUACUGAAAAGGAAAAUGAAAGUAAAUGACCUUGAACCCUGAUUGAUAGAGGACAUCAGGGGAAAUAUACUGAAAAGAAAAAUGAAAGUAGAUGACCUUGAACCUUGAUUGAUAGAAGACAACAGGGGAAAUAUAAUGAAAAGGAACAGGAAAGUAGAUGACCUUGAACCCUGAUCAGAAGGUUGUCUAAACUUAUUCCAACCAGGAAGGUGGUGAAAUAUGUUUUAUCAAAAUUUUAGAAAUGUUCAAACUUAUUUUAAUUUUUUGACAGGGUAUCAUGGUAUUAUAUUUUAUGGUACUUAAUUCUUGUUUUAUAGAAAGGAAAGUAUGAAAAUAGUUAUUACUUUUCAUUUCUAAUCCAUUUCAAGGUAUUUUUUUUUCUAUUUUCUAUUUUUCUAUUUUCCUUUGAAGCUAAUAUAACAGAACCUAAUUUUAAUUUUGAAACUAGAAUAUACCAAAUAUACAUGGCUUUAAAUUUUAUAAAGUUUUAAUAUUAAGAGACAACAAAUAUUAAUACAUUGAAAGGUACUACAGUAUUAAUUGUCAUUAAUUUUUUAAUCAAAUUUUUGAAGUGUUUAUUCAAAAAUGACUUCCUUUAGAGAAAAGAGGCAGCAUUGGGGCGAAUUUAUCUAUUUUUGAAAUACCUCAAAAAGAUAAAAACAAUGAAGUCAACUUUUGAUUUUUCAAAUUUAAAGGCAGUCAUGACAGUACAAAUGUGAUUUUGUUGAAAAUAACCCUUGAGUCGGGUGAAUCACAGUGAAACAAGGUGAUUUCUGGUGAUUUAAAGUGAUAACUCUACCCUUUGACCUUUUAGAAAUUCUAUCUAUGAAAACCAGGAAAUAUUUCAAAGUGAAUAAACUCAUAGAGUACAAAAUUUGUGCUCAAUACACCAACUCAAGUAUUUUGUUUGCAUGAUUUCUGAUUCUAAGUAGGAUAAUUGUGCUCUGAAUUUUAAAGGCCUGUAAUCACCAGCAUUCAUUUAAAAAUUUCACAAAACAAGUGGAUUUUAACAGAAUCAUAUUUUGUGUAAUGUAUGCUUACAAUUAAAAAAAAUAGACACCUGUUUGGUUUAUAUUGAUUACCUUACCACUGAAACUUCUUGUUGAUUAUGUGAAUAUUUUCUUUGUAUCUUAAAGAGCCUUGAUGACUAGAUGGUCCGUAAAUGUUGAUAUUAUAGAUUUAUAGUUUAUUUUUGUUUUAUAUGUAUUUAUUGGGUAAAUUUGUUUUAUAUGUAUUAACUGGGUAUAUUUAUGUUUUUCUAAUGUAUUACCUCCCUUAGCUUGUUAAUUAUUUGUAAAGAUUUUUGGAAAAGUUUAAAAUUUUAAUCUGCUAAUAAGUGAGACAGGAAUGUAUAAUGAUGGUUGCUAGUCCAUUGUUUAUCCACAAUAUUUCCUAAAAGAGUGACAGGGUUUCAUGUUAAAACAUUUUUUCCAAAAUCUUCGGUACCUAGUGGUAUUAUUACCAAAAUUAUUAUAUUUUUAUUCCACAAUUUUGUGUACUCUUUUGAUAACAUAACUCUGGACUAUGCCAUAUAUAUUGUUAAGGGCUAUUCUAUUACAAUGUACAUGGGAGGGUAGGGAAGGACUUUCAAAAUAUCCCUACAACCAAGUACAAUUUUUUUGCAUAAUGGUAAUAGAUGCAUACCGAAAAAUAGACACAUGAACACAUUCAACAAUUAAACUUCCCUUCCAUAUAUAUUUUAAUGGAAUAGCCCUACUAAAGGGUUAAUGAUUGUGUGAUUGCUUUGAAUUAUUUUUGACAUAUCAAUAGUGGAUAUUUUGCUUUAUAUGCCAUACAUGGGUUGAAUUUAUGUUAAAUUUUGCUUAUAUUUUACAUUUAUUUUUGGAAUUUUAUAAUGGUGUUCACAUUUUAAUGUUUUAUACCGUUGGUAUUUGCUAAGCUUUGGUAAGUUAUUGAUAGGGUUGUUUUUUCAAUUAAACAGGUUUUAAAUUUUAGAAUUGUUUUUCAUGUUUUCAUGUCAAUGUAAUCAGAUCUCAUCUAGAGGCUAUUUUAUUUUUAUAAGUCAUUGUCUAUUUUUUGUUAUACACUGAUCUCAAAUAUGGCUUUCAUUGUAUAACAAUCCAAACAGGAAAACAAACAGUCUGAUCUAUGAAAUAAAACAAGAAACACUUAUGAACCACAUCUACAAAAGUCAAUUACCGAGCAACAGGUUUUUAACUUCUUUGUUCUUUCAAUAGUCAACAAAUUUACAUAGAAAAUAUCUUUCUAAAUUAAUAUUAUUGUCAUGAUUAAAAUAUAUCUUACAUAGAAAAUGUCUUUCUAAAUUAAUAUUAUUGUCAUAAUUAAAAUAUAUCUUACAUAGAAAAUGUCUUUUUAAAUUAAUAUUAUUGUCCUGAUUAAAAUAUAUUUAACAGUUUGGCCAAUUAUAUGUUAAAGUAGUAACAUAGGAUUUUGUAAAGUUGAUAUUAUAUUUUCAAGUCAUAUUUGCGAUUUCGAUGACCUGAAAUUUAAUUAAGAUAGUUUAUGUGGUGUGUGUGUAUAUACAGUGAGUGUUUUAUUUCUGUUAAACGAACUGCAACCAGUUCUACAUCUUUAAAUAAAGGGAAUAAAGGGAUUAAAUGCACAGCAGCAGAUUGUUUAAAUGAGUACUUACAUUCUGAAUGAUUCUAUAGCUUUAAUGGCACAUCUUUUUAAUUGAAUAAAAUACUAACAAGCUUUCAGCACAAUUAUUUUCAGCAAAAUUGUCAAACAUUGUGUACAAAAAAUCCUAUACCUCACUCUUAAAUAUGUGUAAGUGCCAAAUGAAAUACCAAAGUAAAUAUUAUUCUGAAGAUAUACUUUUUCAAUCAUUUCUGGGGUAUGGUAUUAUCUUUAAAGAAAAGUAUAAUAAUACUUGGACUACAUUGCUUUCAGGUAAAUUCAAUCUUAUUUUUC
Molecule: messenger RNA, 4923 nt
Organism: Mytilus trossulus (common blue mussel)
Lineage: Eukaryota; Metazoa; Mollusca; Bivalvia; Mytilida; Mytilidae
Exons: 8
Coding region: 109-2070 (653 amino acids)
Source: RefSeq, a predicted model, not a curated record